AUGGACCGUUGGUGCGGUAAGACAGCGGUGGUGACAGGAGCGAGUGCAGGGAUUGGCGCCGCCAUAUGCGUUUCGCUAGCUGAUGCAGGCAUUCGUGUCGUUGGGCUUGCCAGACGUGCAGAACUAAUUGACACAUUAAACUCAAAAGUGCGUGGCUCAGGAACAGUAGUAUCAAGAAAGUGCGAUGUAUCUAACGCGAGAGAUAUGUCGGACACUUUCAAGUGGAUCGAGGAUACCUUCGGUGGUGUUCACAUCAUGAUCAACAAUGCAGGGGUUUUUCAUAGUGGCGACGUCACCGAUGCUGGUAACGACAUACUAAGCGAAGAUGCCGUUCUGUCCACGGUAGACAUCAACGUGAAAGGCACUAUAUUGGGCUCGCGUCACGCUGCCCACUCUAUGAAGAGCCACGGCAUCGACGGACACAUCAUCAAUAUUAGCAGUACCGUCGGCCACUAUAUUCCGCGUGCUACGUUCAACGUGUACCCAUGCACUAAGUACGCAGUCAGAGCAUUUACCAGCAGCCUUCUCAACGAGUUUGCAAGUCACAAAUGCAGAAUUAAAGUUACUAACCUGUCUCCGGGAUUGGUGAUGACAGAUUUGAAAGGCGUAGCUCCCAUUCUCGGUGAAUACCCAUCACUCGAACCGGCAGAUAUAGUCGACGCAAUUCUUUAUGUGUUGUCAACGCCACCUCGUGUUAAUAUCGAGGAGCUGACCAUUACUUCCGUCACAGGAAGAAUAGUAUAG
This is a messenger RNA of Arctia plantaginis, 744 nucleotides long. Lineage: Eukaryota; Metazoa; Arthropoda; Insecta; Lepidoptera; Erebidae. The record is from the annotation of a GenBank genome assembly.